GUCUCUUCAUUUCCUUCCCUUUCCCUAGCUAGUUCCUCCUCAUAUCUCCUCCGCUCCAGAAAAGAAUUUAAUUACUCGCUUUUUGGCCGGUCAUAUAUCGUACACAUCAGUAAUAUAUAUCAACAAUUCAUAUUGUUAUCAUGUCCUUCUUGCCCACUUGCUCAACUCGCGGUACGCUUAUCGAUAGGGUCUCUGACUGAAGAGAGCGAUGUCGAACUAGCUUGAGAGAGAAAGGAGUUGUGUGAAGACUGACGAGCAUCCACCCUCUCUAUAUAUAACUAUUUUGGUGAGUCUAGCUAGGGUUUUUAGUUUCUUCUACAGUUUAUGGCAAUACCAGUGACCAUGAGCAACGAUGAGGAGAAGAACAACAAGGGCGGCAGCGGUGAUGAUGAUGAUGAGCAUGAGCACGACAUGGUGAUGCCAGGGUUCCGCUUCCAUCCUACGGAGGAAGAGCUCGUGGAAUUCUACCUUCGCCGUAAGGUGGAGGGCAAGCGAUUCAAUGUCGAGCUCAUCACCUUCCUUGAUCUUUACCGAUACGACCCUUGGGAGCUUCCCGCAUUGGCAACCAUCGGAGAGAAGGAAUGGUACUUCUAUGUGCCGAGAGACCGCAAGUAUCGGAACGGGGAUCGGCCCAACCGCGUCACAACUUCCGGUUACUGGAAGGCGACUGGAGCUGACCGCAUGAUCCGAGGUGAAAAUUCCCGAUCAAUCGGGCUGAAGAAAACCCUAGUUUUCUAUUCCGGUAAAGCCCCCAAAGGUACCCGGACCAGUUGGAUCAUGAACGAAUACCGGUUGCCACAUCACGAGACUGAACGCUACCAAAAGGCAGAGAUAUCGUUAUGCCGAGUUUAUAAGAGACCUGGAGUGGAAGACUACUCCAAUUCUAGUUCCCACCACCUGCCACGAUCGCUUCCGACGACGAGGGCACCGUCUUCCUCUCGGGAUCGGGAGAGUAAUGACAACCGUCGUCACAAGCAACCAGCAGUAGAGCAUCAUUGCACGAUCAUUAGUAACUCAGACGCCGUACAGGGUUUUCAACCACUGUUGCCACCACCUCAUCAUCAUCAUGCAAUUGAUCAGAUAAACACUACUGUCGAAACUGAUCAUCUCCAUCAUCAUGGAGGAAGCAGCGGCCCCAGUGUCGCUUCAACAAUUAUGAUCACCACACUACGGUUAUGACUCCAGCCGGAGUCCCACUGCCAGUGGAAGCUCGCGAACACCAAGCACUGCCGACGGCUGCUUUAACUUACCAGCAGCUCGUACCAGCUUCUGCUGCUACUGUUGCUUUUGGAACAUUCUCGUCAUCCGGUGCGGUGACGAUGGCAGCGGCCUCAUCUUCAGCUGUGCUGCAGGAUGAUCUGCACCGACUGGUGAACUAUCAUAACCAAUUUUCCUACGCUACUCAUCAACAUCACCAUCCGAGCUCUUCUCAUCAGCUCUCUGCCCUGCUGAUGCCCCCACAGCAACAGCCACAGCAAUUGGGAGUCAGCAGCAGCACAACCCAGCAGCUCUCAGUGGCCACCGCCGCCGCCACCUUAACGGACAGAGUAGUUUGGGAUUGGAGUCCUAUCGUGCCGAACCCAGACUACAAUCCUGACAAUCCCAACAGCAAUCCAUUCAAAUAAGUAGCAACGUGUUAUUGUUAGCUAGCUUCGUAUAUACAUAUAUUUAUAUCUGUGAUUGAUCAAUGCAUGAUGCACCCUAAUGUGAACUUGAUCAGUAUAUUAAGCAACACUUGUUUAGUAACUAAUUGAACAUUAAUUGUUGCCGCUGCAAGUUUGCAGCUUAAUUUAAUUAGUUUUUGGGGAAUUGCAUGGUACCUAGCUAGCUAGGUUUUCUGAUGUAUGUGCUUCCUAAUUAAAGGGGUUUGA
Messenger RNA from Punica granatum (pomegranate), 1871 nucleotides. NCBI's taxonomy places the organism in Eukaryota, Viridiplantae, Streptophyta, Magnoliopsida, Myrtales, Lythraceae. The record is from RefSeq and is a predicted model, not a curated record.